AUGGCUGAAAAAUCCCACCUCAGGGAGUUCUUCGAGAGUGAAGCCUAUGCUAAUUCAUUCAAAUGCGUGGAGAUGAUCACCCGUCCAUUCGCUGAAAUUCUGGUUGACCAGAGCAAGGUGGUUGCCGAGUCCAAGGCCAACCCUGAUCAGCCCCUAGUAAUCUUUGACAAUGCCUGCGGUACUGGUGUUAUCUCCAGCAUCCUCAAUGACAAGCUUGAUGACAUUGCCAAGAAGACAUGGAAAUUGACCACUGGAGACAUCUCGUCAGGGAUGAUCGAGUAUACCAAGAUCCGUGCACAACAAGAGGGCUGGCCAAAUACGGAGACAAAGAUUGUCGAUGCGGAGAAGCCUGAGCUGGCUAGUGCUCAAUUCUCUCACAUCUUCACUGCUUUCGCCUAUAUGGCACUCCAUGAUUCUGUUGGGGCCCUCAGUGAAACCGCCCGCAUGCUGCAACCCGGUGGUACUAUUGCUUUCUCAACCUGGAUCGAGCCUGGCUGGAUGCCCUUCGCCCGAAAAGCGAUUCAAAGCAUGCCAGGCAAUUUGUGUUUUCCUGAGACCACAAAGAUCUUGGCGGCCAUGACUGACGGGAAAUGGGACUCGAAGUCUUGGAUUGAGUCCCAGCUCGAGGAGCUUGGGUUUCAGGACAUCGAGGUCCGCUCAACGACAGUAAAGAUGACUCUCACAUCCCCUGUCUUCGCGGAUAUGAGUUUGAUGAUGCUUCCCAUGAUAAUGAACUCCUUCUGGACUGAAAAGCAACGGGAGGAAAACAAGCAGAAGGUUCGUCCAGCGCUAGAGAAGUACGUGGAAGACAAUUACGGAUCUGGGCACAUCGAUACUGAAUGGGUGGCUAUACUGUCCACCGCACGCAAGUCCUGCUAG
Penicillium coprophilum is the source of this 879-nucleotide messenger RNA. It is a transcript of the gene gtmA, whose product is annotated as gliotoxin thiomethyltransferase. Lineage: Eukaryota; Fungi; Ascomycota; Eurotiomycetes; Eurotiales; Aspergillaceae. The transcript has 4 exons. Gene Ontology annotation, molecular function: methyltransferase activity. Bases 1 to 879 code for a protein of 292 amino acids. The record is from RefSeq and is a predicted model, not a curated record.